UCAGUCCCUAGAUGGAAAGUGAGAUUGAAAUAUAUACGAAAAAAAACAGAGGAAAACGAUAUUUACACAGGACAGGCCGGGACAAGACAAAACACACGUCCGACUGCUAAGCCAUCUUGGAACACAACUAACACACAGAAAUAUUAAUAUUCCACUUUGCAUGAAGCCUCAGUUCAUUAAUAGCCUAACCACUGAUCAAGCAACAUUGUGGACUCAACAUUCAAAUCCUGUUGCUGCAGGAUUAUUUUGCUGCGACAAUAAAGGUCAAAUUAAGGUCCUACAUCUGUAACUGCACCUGCUUGCUACCUUCAUACUAUUUACCUCUUUCACAUAUCCUCUUUCUCAUGCUCCCAAGACAUAUUCAUAAUGCCUCUCUCUACCUCCCUCUCUCAUUGAAUUGUAUUCUAAUAUGAUGUUUGUUUAAACCUGGAUGGCUCAGAAUAAUGCAAUCAGCCUAUCACUAUGUGUGUCCUGAUUGACUGUGACUUUCUCCCCACCACUGCCCUGCUCUGGUUGGGCCGUGGCCUGCAGUGAUCCUCUGGACCAACAUGGGUUCCCCAAGCCCCCCCAGAGCCCCACCGUGCUCCCCGCAGUGACGUCACGUGUCCUGCUCCACCAGCAGCUGAUGCGGGACCAGCUUCAGGAGCAGGACCAGCGGGAACAGAGAGAACAGAGAGAGAGGAGCACCAGGCACCCCUCACACCAUCUCCUGCACCCCAGCUGCCCCCAGACCCCUCCCAUCAAUGUCACGCUGCCCUCCAACCUGCCCACUGUGACCCAUGUGCCCAUGGAAGUCCUCAAGGUACAGACACAUCUGGAGAACCCCACCAAGUACCACAUCCAGCAGGCCCAGAGGAAGCAGGUGAGGCAGUACCUGUCCACAACCCUUGGGGGUAAGCCUGGCAGCCAGGCCGGAAGCCUGCAGUGCCCCAGCCAGCCCCCGGAGCACGGGAUGCCCCCCGGCCCAGGCAGCAGUGCCCCCAACAGCCCCAUGGCCCUGCUGACCCUCAGCUCCAACUGCGAGAAGGAGAUGGAUGAUGUCAUCGAUGACAUUAUUAGCUUGGAAACAAGUUAUAAUGAGGAUAUUUUUGGACUUAUGGACCCAGGACUCCAGGUUACUAAUACACUCCCUGUAUCUGGUAACCUUCUGGACAUGUAUGGAAAUCAAGGGCUUCCCCCAAAUGGACUUGCCAUCAGUAACUCCUGCCCUGGUAGCUUAUCCAACAUCAAAAGGGAAUUCUCAGCUCCUGGCAUGAUGCACGUACUGGACAAUACUGGAUCCUAUGGCCAGUUUGACAACUACCAAAGGCCCGAGGGCUUUCCAGUUGCUGAGGUUCGAGCGAUGGCCAAGGAGAGACAAAAAAAGGACAACCACAACUUAAUUGAACGAAGGAGAAGGUUCAACAUCAACGAUCGAAUCAAAGAGCUUGGAACCCUGAUUCCUAAGUCUAAUGAUCCGGACAUGCGCUGGAAUAAGGGCACCAUUCUGAAGGCCUCAGUGGACUACAUCAGGAAGCUGCAGAGGGAGCAGCAGAGAGCCAAGGAGGUAGAGCUUAGACAGAGAAGGCUGGAGCAUGCCAACCGCCAUCUGAUGCUGCGCAUACAGGAGUUGGAGAUGCAGGCGCGGGCUCAUGGUCUUGCAAUUCUGCCGUCGUCUUCCCUCUGCUCCUCUGAGCUGAUAGCCCGAGCCAUCAAGCAGGAGCCCAUCUUAGGAGACUGUCCCUCAGACCUGUACCAGCAGCCAGGUCCCGACAUGUCCCCUCCCACCACACUGGACCUCAACAACGGUACCAUCCACUUUAACGACAGCCCUGUGGAUGCAGGUGACCCAGGGGCAUAUGGCUCCAGCAAAGCAUCCACUAAACUGAAGGACAUUCUAAUGGACAACACCCUGUCGCCCAUAUCAUCCAAUGACCCCCUUCUGUCCUCAGCUUCCCCAGACACCUCCAACAGCAGCAGCAGGCGUAGCAGCAGCUCAAGCAUGGAGGAGAAUGAUCAUGGUUGUUAGCACUGCCCACAAGCUCAAAUCACACUGACAUUUUAUAAAGUAGCAUUGUUAUUACUGGAUCCAACGCUAGGUGCUGCUAUGGCCUAUUCCUUGAGAUAAAGACAGUGGGAUUUUCCCUCCCAUUGUGUUCAGAAGUCUUUUAUUUUUGUUUGUUUUACAAUAUUGUAUCUCUUUCUGGAAUCAAAUGUGGUUGUUCAGAUUAGGCUACCCUACCUAAGGUGACUGCUGAGAUUUCACUGUACUGUAGCGUUCACUUUUCAUGUGAAUUAUUUGACAGGAAGUGCACAAUAACAUGGCAAUAAUGUAUUUCAUGUGUAAUAUUUUGAUAUUUUUUUCAUAUCAUGACCAUUUGUUAAAUUAGUUUAAAACAUUUGUUUUGUGAGAUAUCAUAGAGAAAUAUAUUUAGUUGAAUACUUAACUGAUAAUAACAUUUCACCAAGAUUUUAAGAUGAGAUAAGACACAUUUUUACCCUUAAAUUUAGAAGCAAUGGUUUGAAACCUACAAUAUUAUUUGCGACUAGAAACAACUUUCAGGAACAAUGAAUACAAUUUGAAUGAAUACAACCUGUUGAUGAAUUUUGUUUCCCGACGUGGUGAUGUCUAAAGUGAAGAUAUUUGUACAAAACAACACUGUAAAUAUACAUAUUUUGUGAUUUAGUUUUUUGAAGUAGGCCUUUAAUUAAGUAUUAAAUUGAAAGUGAAUUCAUUUGAUUUUUAUUCCCUUGGCUAUCUCAACCAUAUCAUUUAGAUCGUUGCUCUUACCCCAUAGAAAGUUGUAAUGCACAUGAAGAUAAUAUUUUGUCCAGGUCAAACCAAUGACACAUAUUUAGCUCAGAAGGAGCAUCUGCGACCAUUGUUUUUGAAUGUCAGACUGCUGAAUUACUAUCCCUAAUAUAACUUUAUGAUGACUAAUAUCAAUUCCUAAUAUAACUUUCCAUAAGACCACUACAUGGUCCUCUGUGUAUUUCAUAUUUUAUUAGGAUCCCUAUUAGCUACUGCUAAAGCGGCAACUACUCUUCCUGGGAUCCACACAAAUCAUGACAUAAUACAUUUUUUUGAU
Molecule: messenger RNA, 3068 nt
Organism: Oncorhynchus kisutch (coho salmon)
Lineage: Eukaryota; Metazoa; Chordata; Actinopteri; Salmoniformes; Salmonidae
Product: microphthalmia-associated transcription factor-like
Exons: 9
Coding region: 626-2008 (460 amino acids)
Biological process (GO): melanocyte differentiation; regulation of transcription by RNA polymerase II
Cellular component (GO): nucleus
Molecular function (GO): DNA-binding transcription factor activity, RNA polymerase II-specific; RNA polymerase II cis-regulatory region sequence-specific DNA binding; protein dimerization activity
Source: RefSeq, a predicted model, not a curated record